AUGACCUCCCUCAAACCCCACAUCCAACCGUCGCGAAGAAGCCCGGCCCUCCCUACCAUCUCUCCUAUCUCCGCCUCCCCUUUCCACCUCCGCCCACCUGAGAACACGCCACGAAACCCCUCGAGCCUGCUCCUUCGAGCCGCCAAAUCCAACCAGGCCCAACCCCAGAAGAAGCCAUCACCGUCGCCGCCGCCGGUCGUCUCCGCCGGCGACCACGACGAGGAUGGCAUCCCAUCGGACUGCGUGAAGACCCUGGCCAGAUUCAAGUCCAGGUACAACUACAUCAGAGUCCUCGAAGUCUCCCGCAGGGCCGACCACCAGUUCGCCGGGUCCCGCCUCCUCCUCCUCGAUGCCCCCGGUAACAUCCACAGCAUAUCCUUCCUCCUCAAACUCCUCACCACCACCUACUUCGACGUCUUCGCCACCUUCCCCCCCGUCCUUCCCCCGGGCCCCAUCGGGAUCCUCGGUUUUGGGGCCGGUUCCGCCGCCAGGCUGAUCCUCCACCUGUACCCAGAGGCCCAAGUCCACGGCUGGGAGCUCGACCCGGCGGUGGUCUCCGUGGGGAGGGAGUUCUUCGGCCUGGAGAAGCUAGAGAAACAGAACCCAGAGAGGCUUUUCGUUCACAUCGGCGACGCCCUGCAAGGGGAGGUGGGAGGGGACGGGUUUGCCGGGAUCUUGGUGGACCUCUUCUCCAAGGGCAGCUUGAUCCCGGAGCUUCAGGAUUCCGAAACCUGGAAGAGGUUGAAGAGGAGGUUGAGGAAAGGGGGCCGGAUCUUGGUCAAUUGUGGUGGGAGCUGCGUUGAGGCGGAGGAUCCUCGCAGAGAUGGGAAACUGGUGAUGGAGGAGACCUUGAAGGCCAUGGAUGAGGUCUUCCGCCAGGACUUGUACGUUCUGAAUCUGGGUCAUCGGAGUGAGGACAGUACCCUCGCGUUGACUGGGCCUCUGCCUGAUCUCAGUGCCUGGAGGCAGGCAUUGCCUUCACCCUUGAAGCAUUACGUUGACAUGUGGACUCCUUUCCGUGGGUAA
Spirodela intermedia is the source of this 1026-nucleotide messenger RNA. Lineage: Eukaryota; Viridiplantae; Streptophyta; Magnoliopsida; Alismatales; Araceae. The record is from the annotation of a GenBank genome assembly.